Molecule: messenger RNA, 1426 nt
Organism: Haliotis rufescens (red abalone)
Lineage: Eukaryota; Metazoa; Mollusca; Gastropoda; Lepetellida; Haliotidae
Product: beta-1,4-N-acetylgalactosaminyltransferase bre-4-like
Exons: 6
Coding region: 257-1318 (353 amino acids)
Biological process (GO): carbohydrate metabolic process; glycosphingolipid biosynthetic process
Molecular function (GO): N-acetyl-beta-glucosaminyl-derivative 4-beta-N-acetylgalactosaminyltransferase activity
Source: RefSeq, a predicted model, not a curated record
UCCCGUACAUCACGCUAUUGACAACUGGAACUCAUUGUGCACAUAGGACGGAUUUAAAAGCAACGCCGUAGCUCCUCAAUGCCAGGAAACAGGUGUCACCAUGAAUAAAGAAGACGUCAAUAUUUAUAGCCACGGCUGAAAGAGAACAACUAAGAGCAAUCAAUACAUCUGAAAACUGUUCAUUUAGGUGGAUAGUUUAGGAUGUGCUCUAUACAUGAAGCAUGGUUAGCAUGAGUAGCUCAAGAACAUUCUGGCAAUGUUGAUCCGGCAUCGUUUCAUGUGUAUUUUGGUGGUUUCGGCUGUGGCCAUCAUUGUCGUUGCUGUACAAAGCACAACACGUGGCUAUAAAAGACACAACACAGAAGAACAUGUGGAUAUCAAUCAGUUUUCAAAAGGAGAACAUAUUUUAACACUGGACUCGAAAAGUAACUCGGGGCAGUCAUGUGUGUACCCUGCCCGUGAACCAAGUGGUGCUCCGUGUCCACAGAAUCAUCUUCGUGAGAAACGACGAAUACUAAAUGAAUCGCUACCAUGGAUUGAACUUGAGACGACCUUGAAUGCGUCCAAGACACUUCUCCCCGGGGGAUACCACCAACCGCUGGGAUGUGCCUCACCACAGCGACUUGCCAUAAUAAUUCCCUACAGAGACAGAGAGGUGAACCUGAAGAUCCUCCUCAACAACCUCCACAGAGUGCUCCAGAAACAACAGGCGGAAUAUGUCAUCUUUGUGGUGGAGCAGGAAAACGGUACACCGUUUAACAGAGGAUUGAUUAAAAACAUUGGGUACCUUGAAGCCAAGGCUCGUUGUCAUUUUGACUGUUUCACCUUCCAUGAUGUCGACUUGGUGCCUGAGAGUGAGAGGAAUACCUACUGGUGUGGGACAAAUGCUGUGCAUCACGCUCGAAGACUCGACAUAUGGAAAUAUAGGGUAAUAUACACCUACCUCUUUGGUGGGGUAAUCACCUUCAACGAGACGUUUUUCUCCACCAUCAAUGGUUACUCCAACUUGUUCUUCAUGUGGGGAGCGGAAGACGAUGACCUGUUUCACAGAGUGCGGAAGAAACAUUUGAAGUUUGAAGUCAGCAAAGACCCUCGUUACACUGCACUGAAGCAUACCAAAGAAACAAGACAUCCUGAAGAAAAGAUAAAAAUCUAUACAAACAGCACUCAGAGGAUGGACACGGACGGGCUCAACAGCAUGGGAAGGCUUUACAGAGUUAUAUCUGUGGACUACAAGCCACUUUACACUCGAAUAUAUGUAUCUAUUAAUCAAACAGAAAUAUAUACUCAGCUGAGGCAUUAUGGCAUAAAUUUGUAAAUACCAAUUAAUAUUGAUAAAUUUGUUUGAAAAGAAAUGACAUUCCUUUUGGUCCUUCAAUAACCCGUAUAAUACACACGACAUACAAUCUGAUGAGCGUUCGGAUGA